Scylla paramamosain (green mud crab) is the source of this 1820-nucleotide messenger RNA. RefSeq lists its product as uncharacterized. Lineage: Eukaryota; Metazoa; Arthropoda; Malacostraca; Decapoda; Portunidae. The record is from RefSeq and is a predicted model, not a curated record. The coding region runs from base 528 to 1820 and encodes 430 amino acids. The transcript has 5 exons.
GCGGCGGCGGACGGCGGGAGUACCAGCGUGGGCUGAAACGGUGAGUGAGUGCCUUCGUGAGUGACACAGGUGAGGAAGACUGGCAGGUACUGAAAUAAUGUUUUCACUCGGCUAACGCUUGGAAAGACUUGAGUGGCCUCGGCUUGCUGUCAAGUGUCGUGGUGUGGUGAGGUGCAGAACAACGUGUAUCUCAGGGAAGAAAGCAACUUUUGAACUCGCGGAAUAACACAGAGGAGCCCGGGAUGACCUGAGAGUUGGAGCAGUUGACGGUGGUGACGGUGAUGAAGUCGAAUAGGUCUUCAAUACUGGACAGGAGUUUGUUUAAAAAUACGACUAGCCUGCCGUUCUCUUGCAUUCAGUUAUAUUCGCUGCAAUAUUCACGACAUACUGUGUUUUGUAAAAUAACAUUACUAAACGCUGCCGUGCUGUUCAUCCUGAGUGCAGAGUGUUUGUGACUGACACGAGCAGUGAAUGACAGAAACAGGAGCAUUUUGGUGAACAAACUUUGAUGACCGUGUCCAGCCCUCAUGGCCCCUCCACGUGUGCCUCAGGCUGGCAAUGGGGGCACAUCCUUCACUGCGGCCUUCACUGCACCCACUAAACGCCCUGGUAUAUCCACUGGGGGGCACAAACGGCCCAGCAGGAACCCACCUCAAAGCAGGAUAACGCCUAGAGUCACCUCUGUAAAAAAGCAGUCAGUGGGCGUGAACCUGAAGGGGCCUCGACAAGGGGAGCGCGACGGAAGCAGGACCGAGAAUGUGGCGUUUGACCCUGGGGGAGGCGGCGCUGCAGCAGGGGCGGUGGGGGAGGAAGUACCAAGACGCCCCAGGAUGCGCCCCGCCCCGCCCCUCCCCAAACCUGAACCGAGGAUAGUGAAGCCCAAAGGGAAGAUGACGCAGAAGGAGUUCGAGCCAGAGGAUUACACCUUCUUUGACCGUGCAUUUGGUGAACUCUCUCAACAUUACCUGCAGCUGAAGACUCGCGCCCAAGCAGAGCCCGUCGCGUCCUCGUCAAGAAGUGGCCAGCCGGGGCCUCAGCGGCACUUCAGGCGAGCCGAGACCCAGGCAGACAGCAGUGCGCCUCAGGGUUCACAGGUAUUCCGAAGUAGACUCUCAAAAUCCGACAGUAAUAAGAAAUACCCUGAAUCCCUGAGCGAGGAGUACCGUCCGUCCCGCUCGGCACCAGCAAGGGUCAUCAGAGGGCGGCGAGUGAUCACAGAGAGUCCCGCCACUCCUCAAGGAAGUCCUGCACAGCACAAAAAGGCAUCUGGGAAAAAGUAUCUUGUGAGCCACAAGAAGCCGCGUCCAGCUUCCCUCGGGCCUGGUGUGAACAAGCAGGCAGGCAGUGAGCAGGCCCCGCCCCUCCCCACCAAAAGGACCACUUGGGAUCUAAACGGGACACUUUUAGAGGAACUUAACAAGCUAAGUGAAGACAAAGAUCCUGCAGCUCCUCAAAUAAGUGAUAAAGAUUCCUCUGAAAAGCCGCUUGAAAGAGAGAACAAUCUUUGGGGCUUCGUGAAAACCAGUCUUUUAGCUGAGGGUGCCGCGGGUACUGCCUCUCCGGUCCCAGAGAGCUCGGGAGUCCCUGGUAUAAGAGGCGGCAAGGUGCAGCCCAGCCACAACAGCUCCCGCCUACAGGAGAUACUGUACGGGAGGGCUAAUGAGUCGCCACGUGCAUCCCCAGCCAGCCAGCAGCAGCAGCAGCAGCAGCGAGCCCACAGCCCCGGCGUAAGUGUCGGGGGCGGCAUGACAUCCACCAAGCACAUGUCACUCCUGGAACGCAAGAAGAAGCAGUGGGAGGAGGAGAGAGGUAAGAGAUAG